UUUAAAAAGAUAGAAAAUAGUGGCAAAAAGUCUUGCCCUCGGUGUGUAACUCGUGUGUAAGAUUUGUGAAUUGUGAGGAGGAAAAGUUAGAAAAAGAGUCAAUUAUGCCGUUUGAAAAUAUUCGAAAAUGGGUUUACGUUACGACCAAAAAGCUUAUAUACCCAAUAAGCUGUUUGAUCAUGCGAGACACAUUGAUGUUUAAUUUUCUUAUAAAUCUCUUUGAUCCAAAGAGAAUUAUAUGGAAACUUUGAUCUUUCCUGUCAUAUCAAAGACCAUACUACGGAUUUUUUUUUAAAUAUGACAUCUAGGUACUACGUUUAAUCAAAGAGCCUUUAUUUAUUCACGGAAAACGUAUAACAAGAAGCUAGAAAAGCAUUUUACAUAUUUAAUAAUCAAUACACACCUAUUUUACCUAUCUUUUUUUUGUGCUAUAUAGUGGCCCUUCAUUUCUAUCGAUGUUCGUUUGAAAAUGAUGACAGUUUUCCAGAAAGUGAAAGCACACGUUUUGCGCAAGAAGAGCUCUUUAAACAUGGUUCACUUACAAAUUGUAACAAGAAAUUGGCGUUAACAGUAAAAAUGUACGGUGAAACAGACGUUAACUUUGGAGAUGAAUAUAUUCCCAUUGAACACGUCAUUAACGGACCAAGCAAAAGGCGCACACGUCUCCUGAAUCCUUAUGUGUUGCGUCUCCGAAGGGAAUUGCCAUUACAAGCGUAUGAACUGCGUAGAAUCGAUGUAAGGUUAUAUGUAGUUACGUAUUUAAUAAUUAGGUAACUGAGUUUUGUUCGCAGUUUCACCCACAUAAAGGACCUUCGCCGGGAUAAGACGAACUCGAGUUAUCAAAGUCAAUACUAGACAUCAGAUUACUUAAAAUGCAUUAAUUAAUUCAUGCUUUUAUUGCGUUAUUGCAUAUUUUAGUAUCUUUUUAUUGAUACUUAGUUCUAUUGAUAGUUAAAGACAUUGUAUAAAACGAUUGACCAAGCCAAUCCGAUUUGACGAUCAGAAAAAGGCCGUACCAACGUCAAAUGCUGUUUUAUAUAUAAAAAGCCGAGUCUUGACCUUAUAAAGAAAAAAAAACACAUCGAAUAAAACCUCUCCCUUUUCGUAAACUCGGUUAAAAAUAAACGUUAAUUUUAAUAAUAAAAACUAUUUGGAUUGUGCAUACACCCUUUUUGUUAUUUUGCAUAUUUGCUUGCAUAUUUUAGCAUUUUGCUAGUGCUUAAUAUGUUUAGUCAUGACAAUAUCUCCCAGACUGACGAGUUCAACAUAACACUUCGUGCCACAAAUGAAACAAAAUACUGUUAGUGGUAUCAUAACAAGCACUGAUUAUGAAGAAAAUAGCGACAAUCUAGAUAUUAAACGCCAUGCUCGUGACUCUGUUACAAUAAAGAAAAUAGAAAAUAAUAUGAUAGAAGACGGCGACAAGCUUUCUAAUCUUUCUUUUUUCAACCGUUACAAACGGGAAUACAGUAAUGACAUGGAACAACAUUAUGAUGAUAGGACUCAAAUGUGGAUUGUAACAGAUAAUUUAAUCUCAGAUAUCCAUAACUUCCAACAACCUGUGUAUGAAAAUAAUAAUAAAAAUAUUGGAUUUCUAGAAAACGAUGCAUACAACGAUCGUAAAAUUAAUCAUCGACAGAUAAACUCUAAUUAUAAAAAAUCCGAUCAAGUACCGCAUGAAGCAAAGAAAUUAUUACUUCUUGAUAAUAAACGUAAAACUGUGCUCAAUUUACAAUACAACGAAAAUAAUUUUACAACGAAGCAUUUCGAUUUUGACUCAAAAACCAGUGUCCAAACAGAACCUAUAAAUAAUAAUAUUGAUGGUAUUGAAAAGGCUUAUGCCUUAUAUGAGAUUGGCAAUCCAGAUAUGUGGUCUACAGUCCAUGUGCAAUUGUUUGAAAAAUUAACCUCACCAGAUGGACAUACUAUAUGGAACGAUAUUACUAAAGGAGAAUUAGCAAGUGUCAGUUCCUCACUCCCUGAGUGGGGAAAUGAAAAUAUGAAUAUAAAAUAUCAAGGUACAGAAUGGGUUACUCGAGAGGACUUUACCCUACCUACCAAAGGGUUAUGUCUACUUACUCCCAUACAGGACUCUGAUGCUGAUCACUUAAUUGAAAAUAUUAGUUUUGUGAAAGGUCAAGAAUACUUCGUGUUGCCCAAAGAUGCAAUAAUUACUUUAGAAGGCUCUAGUAGUGUUAUAAAACGAAGCAACAAUGACUCUCUUCCAAUGUCGACAGAAUAUAUAAAUAAUGAACAGUCCCGCCGGCGCGUGCAGAUUCGUUUGUCUAGAGCCUUAUUCACUGGCGCGGACGACAAGAUGAGCAUUGCUUCACGAGGAACUGAUCGAUUUCUAACCAUUCCGUAUCGACAGCCAAGCCGCGGUCAGAUUGAUCUGGAAGCUAAAGCAGAUGAAAAUCAACUUGUUACUGUGGGUUCAUUGGGUCGCAUUGCGACUGCCGUUGCUGAUAGUACCAGGCCGACAUCUACCGUUGUAACAAUUCAAGCUUCAAAUAACGGUUUAGCUGCGGCGCGAUUUAGAGCCGUGGUUCGUGAAUGUCACCCCGCGUUGUCUAAUGAAUUGGAUAACAAUGAUUCUGAAAAACUGGUUACGGAUCGGAUUCUUAUACCACCAAAACAUACGCGACAAUUGAAACUUCAAAUUGCUAAUAAGAUUCCGGUGGAUUCUUCUCAUUGUUCUGUGGCUUUAAUAAACGACUUCGAUGCACAAGUGGCUGUGCGGGAUGUAAUAAUGAGGAAAGGCGAUCGUUGUUUUUGUGUGUGGCAUUGCGAUUGUGUUUGCUUAGGUGAAGAUCCAAAACUUCUUUGUCGCGAGAUGUCGACGUCUCGCCUGUUAGCGGCAGGCCUGUCCUCACAUAACCGGAAGCGCCACGCUCGCUCAGUUUGCUACAAGGAUAUUGUCUCCAUUGAUCUGUGCAUAACAAUAAUUGGUGUUAUUACCACGUUAUUAUUGUUAGGCUUACUGAAGGCUCUUAUAGGAUUAUUCGUUCCUUCUGUGAGGAAUUGGGGUUUGGAUUGCGUGUUGCAGACGCCUCGGAAACUGGAGCAUUACUAUGAGAAAUCGCUCAGUUCGCGGCCGGUGGAAUACGAUGCCGAUGGUUGGCCUGUGCACCCUGACACGAAAAAAAGAACUGUACGCUUCGUCAGCGGAUCUAUGGAAUUUAUAUUAAAUACGAUAUACUUUAUCAUCGCGCCCUGUUUGCUUGUACGCAAUACUAUAAGGACGAUUAUAACUCGCUGUAAAAAUCAAGGAAAGACGGAACCGGCAAAGGCGUUUGCCAAAGACCCUAAAAAGUGUUUUAGUUCUCGUGACAUGCAGAGCGUGCAACCACGCUGGCGCCACCGACGAGGAGGUUUGCGCCGAUGGAUGACUCCUCAAGCUGAGGAACUGUCCGCCGAUCUUUGGCGGAAAGCGUUUUCCUCUCGACAGCCGAUUAAACGCGAUAUUAUGCAGCCACUGCUUCACGGACACCAUUAUCAUAACGUCAAUAGUAAUAAUGAGGGGCACGAGUCAUGCGUUGAUUCCGACCAAGAUGACACGGAAUACGUUCUCAUGGAAAUGCAGAAGAGCAGGGAGUCAUUGAGGCGAAGUCAAAGAAAAUUAAAUGAAUCUGGAGGUUUAUCAUCGAAGAACGAUGCGAAGAGAAAAGAUUUAUCUAGAGUUAGAAAUAAUUAAUAAAAUGUUUUUCAUAUUCUAUAACUAUUUCUUGAAUACAUAUCUAUACAUUAUUUUUAAACUAAUAAAUAUAUUUUUUAUAAUA
Messenger RNA from Manduca sexta (tobacco hornworm), 3779 nucleotides. RefSeq lists its product as uncharacterized. Bases 1286 to 3694 code for a protein of 802 amino acids. The transcript is spliced from 18 exons. Lineage: Eukaryota; Metazoa; Arthropoda; Insecta; Lepidoptera; Sphingidae. The record is from RefSeq and is a predicted model, not a curated record.